AUUUCCGAUAUCCGAUAUGCGCGCAUCCAAGGUCAAGCAGUUGAUAUAUAAAAGCUUCCUUCUUUCUUGUUCUCUUUUUUCAAAUAUCCGACCACAAAAUGUCACAAGUGUAUAGUAUCCUCGUCGUUGGCGGCGGCAUUGGUGGUCUAUCUGCCGCAAUCGAGCUCACACUCAAAGGGCACUCAGUCACAGUUCUUGAACGUACUUCUAGUUUACAGUCCAUCGGAGGCGGAAUCUUGAUUUCUCCUCAAGCUUGCAAGAUCAUUGACACUUGGGGAUGUUUCGACCGCUUCUUGAAACUUGAUGUUAUACGAGACAAAUUGCAAAUUUGGAGGUACGCUGAUGGGAGUUUGAUUGGAAGUAAUGACUUCGGUUGGCAGAAGAAUGUUUAUGGAUAUCCGACCCUCAACAUCACGAGAGAGGAUUACCAAAGACUGUUGUAUGAUCGUGCUCUAGAAUUAGGAGUGACAGUCAAGUUUGGAUGCAAAGUCGAUACUAUUGAUCAAGCAGUCCCAUCAAUCACUCUCGCAGAUGGAGAAUUGUGGAAAGCGGACCUCAUUAUUGGAGCUGAUGGAAUCCGAUCAAAAGUCCGCACAACCGUCCUAGGAGAAGUUGUCGACCCUCGCAUCUCAGAUACUGCAUACAUUUGCAAGAUCUCAGGAGAUGCCAUGCGCGCAGAUCCUCUCACAGCAGCAAUCAUGGCGCAACCGGAUCCUCAUGGAUGGCUUGCUCCAGGUCGACAUGUUGUCGCUUCUCCAGCUCAAUGGGGAAAAUCGUACUACAUAAUUCUGAUACUUGAUAAAGAACAUGAUCGACACCCUCCUAUUCCCGAGGAUGCUCGAGACUGGCAAACGAGAGGAGACAUCAAGGAAUUGAGAAAAAUAUUCGAUGAUCAUGAACCCAAGCUCAGGAAGAUACUGGACAUGGUAGAUGAGGAAAAUUGCAAGUUGUGGAGGGUUGGUAUGUUGCCAGACUUGAAGACUUGGAUUAGUGAAAGCGGAAAAGUUGUCUUAGUUGGUGAUGCUGCUCAUGCCCUGAAUCCAUAUUUGGCUCUGGGAGCGGCGAUGGCAACCGAAGAUGUCGCAGUGCUGUCCGAGUGUCUGUCUCGCAUCAUCUCUCCCUCACAAAUCCCAAUUGCUAUGAAAGCUUACGAAACAAUUCGCAAACCCCGCGCGGAGAAAUUGAAAGCGGCGUCCGAGUUUUCUGGACUAGAGAAGCAUUAUCCGGAUGGAGAAAAGCAGAGGAAAAGAGAUGAGUUGAUGAUGAAAAGUGCAGGUAGUCAGAUUGCUGUUCCAAAGAAGGGAGAGAAGAACAUGCAUCCUAGUGCAUGGGUCCAUGGUUAUGAUGCUAGAGGGCAUGCAAAUACGGAACUUGAUCGGUUGUUUGGAGAUGAUGGGACAGCAACGUUCAGGAAUACUGUUCCGGAUUCUUUUGGUGAAGGGUUGAUUGCUUGAUUAUUCAGUGG
Messenger RNA from Mollisia scopiformis, 1465 nucleotides. RefSeq names its product FAD/NAD(P)-binding domain-containing protein. The record is from RefSeq and is a predicted model, not a curated record. Bases 99 to 1454 code for a protein of 451 amino acids. Gene Ontology annotation, molecular function: monooxygenase activity; FAD binding. The transcript is spliced from 4 exons. NCBI's taxonomy places the organism in Eukaryota, Fungi, Ascomycota, Leotiomycetes, Helotiales, Mollisiaceae. Gene Ontology annotation, biological process: secondary metabolite biosynthetic process.